AUGGACAUACCUCAACAAAUUAUUAGACAAUUAAGGAGUUCGCUGAAUCAACUUCAAGAUGUGUAUAAUGAAAUAGAAGACAAAAAUGAAAUCGCUAUUAUAGAAAAAUACGGAAGCAGAGCGAAACGUAUUACAGUUGGACUUAUAUUAAUUGGGAUAUUCUGCCAAUUUAUUUUUGCUUUACUAUAUACUUGGCCGUACAUUUUGAUUUUUACAAACAAAUCUCGUUCACAUUCUUCGUCGUAUAUAGUAACAGAAUAUUUUAUUGAUCAAGAAAAAUAUUCCUAUUUAAUUAUGCUGCAUAGACACGCAGCAGGUUUCAUCGGCACAAUGGCAAUGACAGCGACAGGAACUAUGCUCAUAACAUAUCUUCAACAUACUUGCGCAAUGUUUAGUAUCGCCAGUUACCGUAUCGAGCAGGCAAUUGGUAUUUUACAAAAAAGUGGUUUCAAUAAUGAGCAAAAGAGUUGUGAAAAAAUAAUUUGCGCUGUAAACAUUCAUUGCAAAGCUAUGAAGCUUAGCAACUUUUUAAUAUCCAAUAUUGAAGGAUCGUUCUUUUGCUUGAUAGCGGCUGGUAUGGUUUGUUUGUGCUGUAAUCUUCUUCGGAUCGCGUCAUUGACAAAUAACAUUGAACAACGUUUACUAUCUCUAACUGUUGUAAUUGUCCUCUAUAUGUACUUGUUUCUAUCCAAUUACACUGCACAAGAUAUAACGGAUCACAAUGAAUAUGUGUUUGCUACAAUAUAUAACGUCCGUUGGUACAUCGCUCCAAUACGUAUACAGAAAAUGAUACUUUUUCUGCUGCAAAGGAGUACUAUAGAUUUCAAUCUAAUUCUUGGUGGAAUAUUUGUAGCGUCUAUGCAAAGUGCCGCUUCGCUGGCGAGCACUUCCAUAUCGUACUUCACCGUCCUUUAUUCUACCCGGCGUGAUUAA
Formica exsecta is the source of this 933-nucleotide messenger RNA. RefSeq lists its product as uncharacterized. The transcript has 8 exons. Gene Ontology annotation, molecular function: odorant binding; olfactory receptor activity. The coding region runs from base 1 to 933 and encodes 310 amino acids. Gene Ontology annotation, biological process: sensory perception of smell; detection of chemical stimulus involved in sensory perception of smell. The record is from RefSeq and is a predicted model, not a curated record. Gene Ontology annotation, cellular component: plasma membrane. NCBI's taxonomy places the organism in Eukaryota, Metazoa, Arthropoda, Insecta, Hymenoptera, Formicidae.